AUGGAUGACGGUGUUUCCAGCAUCCGCCGCCGAGUGUCCGUCCGCAAAAGGAACCGUCCGAGCCUAGAGACCCUUUUUGCCGCCCCCGCGGCGGCGGAGCUGCGGAUGGGGGACGAGCAGGAGGAGGAGGAGGAGGAGACGGUGGCUGGGAGCCCGCGGCGGAAAACUGUGGGCGCGCAGCCGGUCGAGAAUAAUGAUAGUAAAGAGGACAUGUUUGUCGACUAUGAUAGCUUUGCUGAAAAUUCUUUUUUAGUUCAAGUUGAUGACCUGGAACAAAAAUACAUGCAACUUCCUGAAAAUAGGAAGCAUAAUACAGACCUUGCGACUGAAGAUCUUUGUUCAGAAAACAUCAGACAUAACAGACUCGGCAUUACUACUGUAAGCAGCAUUACUGAGUUAAAAACAGAUGAGCACCCAAAGAACCAGAGAGGGCAUGAAGAUGUCCCUGUUGAACCUGGAGCUGAUCUUUGGUGUGAAUUGCCUUCUUCACAGGUUUUAUACUUCGAAAAUUUGCAGAAUUAUUCAAAUGAUUUGGGUAAUAAGUCUACUAAAAAAAGGGAUUGGAACUCAUCGUCUCACAGGACUGUGAAUGAGGAAUUGCCCCCAAAUAGCAUAGAGCAACCCCAGCCAACUGAUGACUCCUCUUCUAAAGUCAGAACUAGUUCAGAUGUGAAUAAGCGAAAAAGUCUUAAAGAUCAUCUAAAAAGUGCCAUGACUGGAAAUGCAAAGGCCCAAACACCAAUAUUUUCUAGGACUAAGCAGCUGAAAGAGACUCACCUGUCUGAAGAAAUUAAUGUUGCCAAGAAAACAAUUGAGUCAUCAUCAGAUGACCUUGGCCCUUUUUAUUCAUUACCCAGCAGAGUGAGGGACCUUUACGCACAGUUCAAGGGAAUUGAAAAGUUAUAUGAAUGGCAACAUACUUGCUUGACAUUAAAUUCUGUGCAAGAUAGAAAGAAUUUAAUAUAUUCCUUGCCAACUAGUGGUGGAAAAACCCUCGUGGCUGAGAUUUUAAUGCUACAAGAACUGCUUUGCCGGCGGAGAGAUGUUUUAAUGAUCCUGCCAUAUGUGGCAAUUGUCCAAGAAAAGAUUUCAGGUUUGUCAAGCUUUGGUAUAGAACUGGGUUUCUUUGUUGAAGAAUAUGCUGGAAGCAAAGGAAAAUUUCCUCCAAUUAAAAGAAGGGAAAAGAAAUCGCUGUACAUUGCCACUAUUGAAAAAGGACAUAGUCUGGUCAACUCCUUGAUUGAAACUGGAAGGAUUAGCAAUCUGGGUCUGGUGGUUGUAGAUGAGUUGCACAUGAUUGCUGAAGGAAGCCGUGGUGCUGUACUGGAAAUGACCCUGGCAAAAAUCCUCUACACCAGCAAAACAACUCAAAUUAUUGGCAUGAGUGCAACGUUGAACAAUGUUGAAGACCUGCAAGAAUUCCUUCAAGCAGAAUAUUAUACCAGUCAGUUCAGACCAGUUGAAUUAAAAGAAUAUGUGAAAAUAAAUGAUGCAAUAUAUGAGGUUGAUAGCAAAGCUGAGAAUGGCAUGACUUUUUCACGUCUCCUUAAUUUUAAGUAUUCUGAUACUCUGAAGAAGAUGGAUCCUGAUCACUUGGUAGCAUUGGUGACAGAAGUUAUUCCCAAUAAUUCCUGCUUAGUGUUUUGUCCAACUAAGAAGAACUGUGAAAACGUAGCAGAAAUGAUAUGCACAUUUUUAAGCAGGGAAUAUCUGAAACACAGGGAAAAAGAAAAACAGGAGGUGAUUAAGAACUUGAAGAAUAUCAGCAAUGGCAACUUGUGUCCAGUUUUAAAGCGCACUCUCCCGUUAGGAGUUGCUUAUCACCAUAGUGGUUUAACGAAUGAUGAGAGGAAGCUCUUGGAGGAGGCCUAUUCCGCUGGAGUUCUCUGCCUUUUAACCUGCACAUCUACACUAGCGGCAGGUGUUAACCUGCCAGCUCGAAGAGUUAUUUUGAGAGCCCCCUAUGUUGCUAAGGAAUUUUUAAAAAGAAAUCAGUAUAAACAGAUGAUUGGCAGAGCUGGCCGUGCUGGAAUAGAUUCUGCCGGGGAGAGUAUCCUUAUAUUGCAAGAAAAAGACAAGCAACAGGUAUUGGAGUUAAUAAGCAGACCACUGGAAAACUGUUACAGCCAUCUUGUUCAAGAAUUCACCAAGGGAAUCCAAACUCUGUUUCUCUCAUUAAUUGGUUUGAAGAUUGCAACAAAUCUUGGUGACAUAUAUCAUUUUAUGAGUGGUACAUUUUUUGGUGUUCAGCAAAAGAUUUUGUUGAAAGAAAAAACUCUCUGGGAAAUAACUGUCGAAUCACUUAGAUACCUGACAGAAAAGGGACUCCUACAGAAAGACAACAUUUUGACAGAAAAAGAACUCACACAAAAAGACGCUAUUUAUAAAUCCGAAGAAUGGUUCCAGUAUAGUUUUCAUAUCACAAAGUUGGGACGAGCUUCUUUUAAAGGAACUAUAGAUUUGGCUUAUUGUGACAUUCUCUACAGAGAUUUGAAGCAAGGUCUUGAAGGCCUUGUGCUUGAAAGCCUUCUUCAUCUAAUUUACCUGACCACUCCCUAUGAUAUGGCUUCUCAGUGUGACCCUGAUUGGAUGGUAUACUUCAAACAGUUUAACCAGCUCAGUCCAGCAGAACAAAAUGUGGCUGCUCUCGUCGGAGUCUCUGAAAACUAUAUUGGGAAGAAGGCAUCAGGUCAAGCUAUCAAGAAGAAGGUGGACAAGGACAUUGUGAACAGACUAUACCUGUCUUUUGUUCUGUAUACCUUGCUCAAAGAGACCAACAUUUGGAGUGUGUCUGAAAAAUUCAAUAUGCCUCGAGGAUAUAUACAAAGUCUCCUCACUGCAGCUGCCACGUUCUCAUCUUGUGUGCUACAUUUCUGUGAGGAACUUGAGGAAUUCUGGGUGUAUAGAGCCCUUUUGGUAGAACUUACCAAGAAGCUGACUUACUGUGUAAAGGCAGAACUAAUCCCUCUCAUGGAAGUGACUGGAGUUUUAGAGGGUCGAGCAAAACAGUUAUACAAUGCAGGUUAUAAAAGUCUAGCGCACUUAGCUAAUGCAGAUCCUGAAGUGCUAAUAAGGACAAUUGAUCACUUAUCAAGACGCCAGGCCAAGCAAAUUGUUUCAUCAGCAAAGAUGCUGUUGCAUGAAAAAGCAGAGGCUUUGCAAGAAGAAGUAGAAGAACUGUUGAGAUUACCUUCUGAUUUCCCUUCCGUGGAAAAGGCAUGAAGUGUCUGAUGAGCAUUUUCAAAUAUGAAUGUUGUCUUUUUUCUUGAAUUAUUUCCUCUAUAUAUGUUUUAUUAAAGAUUCCUUAUUAUUUAUAAAUGAAAAAA
Messenger RNA from Miniopterus natalensis, 3326 nucleotides. The record is from RefSeq and is a predicted model, not a curated record. NCBI's taxonomy places the organism in Eukaryota, Metazoa, Chordata, Mammalia, Chiroptera, Miniopteridae.